CCGUGGAGGGUUGGAUCCUGUUUAUCACCGGAGUCCACGAGGAGGCCACAGAAGAGGACAUCCACGAUAAGUUCGCCGAUUUCGGAGAGAUCAAAAACGUUCAUCUAAAUCUGGACCGCAGGACGGGAUAUCUGAAGGGUUACGCCUUGGUGGAAUACGAGACUUACAAAGAGGCUCUGGCUGCCAUGGAAGGGUUGAACGGUCAGGACCUCAUGGGGCAGCCGGUCAGCGUGGAUUGGGGAUUUGUUCGUGGACCACCAAAGGGAAAGAGACGAAGUGGGCGAAGGAGGAGCAGAAGUCCAGGAGAAAGGAGACGGCGCUAAAGAUUCACCCCCCCCCCCCCCCAAUCACCGCCCUGCAUCCGUUUUCUGUUCUUAACCCGAGUUCUGUUUUUGUUAUGCUGUGUUUUAUUAAUGAUGGGUAGUCUGUGGGGGUGUAAGUUGCGCCCCCUUGUGGGAGGGGAGAAAGCAGUUUGCCCAAAAUAUAACGGAUCCACCAUUGGACUGCGCCAGAUUACUGACUGAGGCCGCAAUGAUGGUGGCUGAAGGAAAUGCGAUGAUAUCAGAAGGUAGUCGGUCUGUGUGAGAUUUUUCCAAAACUGCUAAAUAAAGUCUUUUUAUGUUA
Messenger RNA from Rana temporaria (common frog), 624 nucleotides. It is a transcript of the gene RBM8A, whose product is annotated as RNA binding motif protein 8A. Lineage: Eukaryota; Metazoa; Chordata; Amphibia; Anura; Ranidae. The record is from RefSeq and is a predicted model, not a curated record. Gene Ontology annotation, molecular function: mRNA binding. Gene Ontology annotation, cellular component: nucleus; exon-exon junction complex; cytoplasm. Gene Ontology annotation, biological process: RNA splicing.